UCUGGUUUGAAUGCCUUCGGUUUAACGCGUUAUCUGUGGUCGAUACGUGCCAGAAUAUAUACUGUACAUGCGUCUAACAAUUUACCGCGAAUUCCUGUAACACUUGGCGUUUUAAGGGUGAUCUGCGUUGCGCCCCUGUAACACAACUAAAUGUUAAUUUAUGACGACCGCGCACGUAGGAAUAUUUUACGAAAACAUCUACAAUUUCACAGAUAAUAACACGACGUCGAAUAUAAUGCCGUUGGCGAAUUUGACAGUUCCUUGGUCUGAACAACAUAUACUCGAGAAGCAAGAUGUAGAUAUCCUCCCAGCAGAGUCUCAAGAGGAAAUGAUAAGUCAAGAAAAUGUGGUUGAUCCACCAUCAAAUGGGUGUUCUGAGUCUCAUGAGAUAGAAGUACGCGAAGUAGUAAGAGAUGGUCAUGAAAAGGCAGAUCCAUCCCAAUUUGAAUUGCUUAAAGUUCUGGGUCAAGGAUCUUUUGGGAAGGUGUUCCUGGUGAGAAAAAUUGUUGGAAAGGAUAGUGGAACACUUUAUGCCAUGAAAGUGUUAAAAAAGGCUACACUGAAAGUUCGGGACAGAGUUAGAACAAAAAUGGAGAGGAACAUAUUAGUGGAUGUUGAGCAUCCAUUCAUAGUUCGAUUACAUUAUGCAUUCCAAACAGAGGGCAAUCUCUAUUUAAUUUUAGACUUCUUAAGGGGUGGUGAUCUAUUUUCAAGAUUAGCUAAGGAGGUAAUGUUUACUGAAGAUGAUGUGAAAUUUUACUUAGCUGAACUUGCUCUUGCAUUGGAUCAUAUACAUAAACUUGGAAUUAUUUACCGAGAUCUAAAACCAGAAAAUAUUUUACUUGACACUGAAGGUCAUAUAUCUUUGACUGACUUUGGUUUAAGUAAACAACCUUUAGAUGAUUGUAAGGCAUACUCUUUUUGUGGUACUGUAGAGUAUAUGGCACCUGAAAUUGUAACUAGAAAAGGGCAUUCGUUUGCCGCCGACUGGUGGAGCUUUGGUGUUCUUAUGUUUGAAAUGUUGACUGGGGCACUUCCAUUUCAAGGUAUAAACCGAAAAGAAACAAUGACGCAAAUAUUAAAAGCAAAACUUGGAAUGCCACUUAAUAUUUCACCUGAAGCACAAGCACUUCUUAGAGUGCUGUUCAAAAGAAAUCCUGCUAAUAGGCUCGGAUCUGGUGGAAUAGAUGAGAUAAAAAACCAUGUAUUUUUUGCUACAAUCGAUUGGGAAGCGCUUUACAGAAAAGAAAUAAAACCUCCUUUUAAACCAGCUGUUAGUCAAGAAGAUGAUGCAUUUUAUUUUGAUAGUGAAUUUACAUGUAAAACGCCUAAAGAUUCUCCUGGGGUGCCACCAAGUGCUAAUGCCCACGAAUUAUUUCGUGGAUUCAGCUUUGUCGCGCCGUGCCUUCUUGAGGAUCACAUUAAAAUUCCUGAAUAUAAAAACAGUGAUAGUCUCAGUGCAACUUUUCCAACUUACGUGAGCCCCGUUCCUGUGACUGAUGAAUACGAAUUUAAACAUGAAAUUGGUAAAGGAAGCUACAGUACAGUUUAUUUGGCGGUUCAUAAAGUUUCCAAGGUGGAGUAUGCUGUGAAAGUAAUUGAAAAAUCAAAAAGAGAUCCUACAGAAGAGAUAGAAAUUCUGCUCCGAUAUGGAAGACAUCCGCAUAUUGUAACUUUGAGGGCUGUUCACGAAGACGAUAAGCGAGCUUAUUUAGUACUAGAAUUAUUACGUGGUGGAGAAUUACUCGAUCGUUUAUUACAAAGACGUAAUCUUACGGAAAAAGAAGCUGCCGAAGUAAUGCAUACAAUAGCUAGUGUAGUUCAUUAUCUUCAUGAAAAUGGAGUCGUUCAUAGAGACUUAAAGCCAUCCAAUAUAUUGUACUCGAAAACAGGAGAUGAUCCAACAACGCUUUGUUUAUGUGAUCUCGGUUUCGCAAAACAGUUACGUGCAGAAAAUGGUUUAUUAAUGACGCCAUGUUAUACGGCGAAUUUUGUAGCACCGGAAGUACUGAAACGUCAAGGAUAUGACGCAGCAUGUGAUAUUUGGUCACUCGGUGUUUUGUUAUAUAUUAUGUUAGCCGGAUACACGCCAUUCCGUAAUAGUCCUGGUGAUAGUGCAACAGACAUAUUAGAUCGUAUUGGGCCUGGUUACAUUGAUGUUGAAAGCGGGAUAUGGUGUCUAAUUUCGAAUGAAGCUAAAGAACUUGUCAAACGAAUGCUACAUGUUGAUCCUAAUCGAAGGCCUACUGCAGCUGCCAUAUUAAAAUAUCCGUGGAUUGCUAAUCGCCAUCGUCUUCCACAGAAAGUACUACCUGAUAGCACUAGGGAUCCACAUAGUUUAAAAAGAGCCGUAGCAGCGACAUAUAGAGCGAUGUCGAGUAGUCCGAGAUCACCCCAUAUUGGCCCCGUAGUUAUGUCUGAAUUGGCUCGACGAAGAACGCAAACUAAACCUACUGGUCCUAUCGAAGUUUAA
Messenger RNA from Habropoda laboriosa, 2473 nucleotides. RefSeq names its product ribosomal protein S6 kinase 2 beta (gene S6kII). Lineage: Eukaryota; Metazoa; Arthropoda; Insecta; Hymenoptera; Apidae. Gene Ontology annotation, molecular function: magnesium ion binding; ATP binding; ribosomal protein S6 kinase activity. Bases 161 to 2473 code for a protein of 770 amino acids. Gene Ontology annotation, biological process: protein phosphorylation; intracellular signal transduction. The transcript has 12 exons. The record is from RefSeq and is a predicted model, not a curated record.